CCAAGCACUGAGAAGGGAAAAAUAGGAUAGUGAAGGAGAUAUAAAGAAAGAGAGAGGUGGCUGUAAUUGUGAUGUAGUUGGAAAGUCACUCAAACGGUUCGACGUGGGACAUUUAAAGCCACACUGGAAAAGGUCCAAAAGCAGAACUCAAGAGAAAUCAAAGACGCUGGAAGAAGUCUUUGCACAUAUGAGGGACCGUUUACAAACAUAUCAAAAGUAGUUCACGCCAUGACUCGACGCACCAACUGACGAACAGAUCGCGCGCUCCAUAGCACGCGCGGUCCACCUGCACGCGCCGCUCACCCGCACUUGGGGGCGUACCGCACAGCACGCGGACAGCAGCUUCCAGACGCGCUUCACGGCCACUUUCGCACAUUCUUAGCCGAACACAGCCAGAAUAACCAGGGACCAUGACAAUAAACUGGAUCAUUUGAUCUGACAGGAUGAGAAGAGAUUUGCACAGAGGUUAGAAUUCAGUUGGAGUACAGUGCGCAGUGCCAGCUGAGCUCCCCACACCACCUGCCGACGGCGCCCUGCAGUGCCCACACCGCUGCUCCCUGGAAUUGAAAGUACACGUCCCCAGAUAGCUUUCCUGCUGCUGCUAGCAAACACAUCGCCAUAGGAAACCUGCCCGCUUCACUCAUCAUGUCUUCCCCCAAAACAAAGAACAGUCAUAGGUAUCUGGUUGCCUGUUAGCAAAAUCCUCUGUCAGGACUCAAAUCUGAUACUACUGGAGUUAUAAUUCAAAAUAAUGAUAUGACAUGAAAUAAAUUUUAGUCAGUUAGUAUAACCUGGAUUGCAUUUCUACAUAAUUAUUGGUACUGGUUUUAUUUCCCUCAUGGUAUAUAUUAUUACCACAAAAUAAAUAACUCUGUCCAUAAGAAUAUUUAAAAGUAAUAAAAAAAAAAAAAUCCAAAUUAAUUUAACGCUAAAAUGUACUGCUAGCAACUAAAUUCAGAUACUGGUGGCGAAAUCGAAGUAGCACUGAUGGACUUAGAUAAAUAGAAGUACAUCUACACCCAUGGCAAGAGAAAUGUGGCAAAGAAGAGUUUUUGUCACAUCCGAGAUGUACUAAACAGGGAGGCAAACGAGGCGUCGGACUGAAAGGGAGAGGACUCACCUUGCAGUUAUAAAACACACUGGGCAGUAUUACGUACAAUAGCAGAGAGCAGCUGCCUUAGUGACUAUAAGAUGGAGAGUCCGGAUGAGCUGGAUCAGCCCCUACUGAGUGACAAAAAGAACGAAACCUCCAGCGGUAGCGGGUUACUUAAGGUCAUCAUGGUUAAGUGUGAGGAAGCCAAGAUGAUCCCCACUCCGUCCUGGAGGAGGGACCGCGCUCCGUCGGAGCUCCGUCAGCAGCAGCUGUUAGACGCACGCUCUCUGCCGUGCGACACGGAGGCCCUCUACCCCGCUGGCCCCGCGUGGGGGCUCACAGGCUCCACAGGACUACACAGAAAUCACUGCAUGGAGACAGCUUUUGUGGACAUGGGUCCUGGGUCCACACUGGAAAGGAAACUGCUGGAGGAUGGGAGGGAUAACCACAGCAUCGGCUACUGCACGGACGAGGAGGAUCUGGUGCCAUCUUUUGAGGAGUCCUCCAGUGAUGACUACAGCGAUACGGAGACUGAAAGCAGCUUCUCCCUCGUGAUCCCUCAGGAUUACCUGGGUCUGGCCGUCUUCGCCAUGCUCUGCUGCUUUUGGCCACUAGGGAUUGCUGCUUUCUACCUUUCACAGAAGACAAACAAAGCCUCGGCACAGGGGGAUUUCCAGAGAGCCAGCUUGGCCUCACGUCAGGCCUUCUGGCUGGCUGUACUGUCCAUCAUCUUUGGCAUCAUCACAUACGUCUGUGCUGUCGCCACCCUCGUCUCCUACCUGUCGGGAAAGCCCCCUUAAGACACACAUUCCAGCCGUACUUCUUACUUCUCAACAUACGAAAACCUGUAAAUAUACAAGUACCCUCCUAUCCAAGACACGCACUUUAUCUGGAUGCCAGAAGCCCCCAAAGGAGUGGACUGAAAGCCAUGCCAAGGAUAUGUCUCACAAUACAAAGGAUUGAUAUUUAUGACUAACAUUUAACUGGACCAAAGGUUUUCCACUAAAACAGUAAUAAAAACUUGUAGUGCAACCUGUUAUUCACUGAUCUUCUUACAGAAAACUGCAGCUAGUAUCAUGCUCUUAUGACAAUAAUGAGUCAUAAUGUAGGUCAGUAAUGUGACUGAUGUGUAGGUCAGUAUUUUAAGGAUUUGUACCUGUAUCUGGAAGGUUGCGAGUUUGAAUCCUUGCUCUCAUACCUGUGUGUCAGUAUUUCUCAAUUAGAGCAUGCUGGAAUAUGAAUCAACUGCCCAAUUUUGUGGAUGAAUAAACAACCAUUGUUCUAUUCUAA
Paramormyrops kingsleyae is the source of this 2383-nucleotide messenger RNA. Its product is annotated as synapse differentiation-inducing gene protein 1-like. Lineage: Eukaryota; Metazoa; Chordata; Actinopteri; Osteoglossiformes; Mormyridae. The record is from RefSeq and is a predicted model, not a curated record. Gene Ontology annotation, cellular component: membrane; intracellular membrane-bounded organelle.